GUCCACAUAUUACAAUUAUUGUACAUGUUUUGAUAUCAUCACAAUCAUACGAUCCGGAGAUAUCUUAAGAUGAUAUAAAUAACACUUUCUCGUGGUGUACUGAAGUCAUCGCGAAAUCAUCGCCAAGUAACACAAGGUCUCUCAAUUGUGUGCCUCACUGAGAGAGUUCAGAAAGGUCAAACGAUAUUUGUUUUAGACAAUCGCUGUGGAAUUGAAUACUGAGAUGGCUCGAUAUGUGCUUAGGUUCAAAUCAUACCACACAAAUGGGUGUUUUCGUCCGUCACUCGACGUUCGAUGAAGUUCCAGUAAACCAAUACCCAGCUGGGAAUUCCUCUUUGCUUGAUAGUUUCGCUUAAGUUCGAAUCUCCAAUUCACAGCAGGAUAUUCGUUCAAACACAAAGGCCAUACUACAGAGAAGGAAACAGAAAUGCCUCGUUGCAAAAAUCCUCUGGUUGUUAUUGCGUUUGAUUUCGGGACCACAUACAGCGGCUACGCAUUUUCAUAUAUGACCGACCCAUAUGAUGUCCAGAUGAAUCAGAAUUGGAUUCCCAUGGGUUCAUACUCGCAAUUAGUAACAUAUAAAACACCAACUAGCGUUCUUCUGGAUAGGGAUGGUCAAUGUCACGAAUUCGGAUAUAAAGCGGAAGAUAAGUUUGCCCAACUGGCUGAAGAUGACGAGCACACAGGCUGGAGGCUGUUUAGACGCUUUAAAAUGAUAUUGCAUAACGACAAGAAUGUUUCGCAUAAAUCAACUGUUGAAGACCUGCAAGGAAAACCACACCCUGCUAUGGAAAUAUUUUCAAUGGCGAUAACAUAUCUGCAUAAACAUGCUAAGGAUGCAGUCAAACUCCAGCGCCCUACAUUUCCUGAGACUGAUUUCCAGUACGUCAUUACCGUACCAGCAAUAUGGGACAGCCGUGCCAAAUGCUUCAUGAGAGAGGCAGCACAAUUGGCCGGACUUGAUGGAAAAAGACUGGAAUUGACUCAUGAACCGGAGGCAGCAGCAAUCUGGUGUAGCCACGACGCUAUGGAAAGUUGUCCAGGAACUAAUUUUCUAUCGUCGGGCAGGAAAUAUAUGGCCAUAGACCUUGGAGGUGGAACUGCUGAUAUAUCCGUCUACGAAGCAACGUCGGAUGGAAGUAUAAAGGUGAUACACAAACCAAGUGGGGGGCCAUGGGGAGGUAUUUAUGUAGAUGAGCACUUUCUAGAAUAUUUAGAAAAUAUAUUUGGAAAGGAAACCAUGGACAAUAUGCGUGAAAAUCACAUUGAGGAUUAUUUUGAUCUUAUUCGAGAGUUUGAGCAUAAAAAGCGUUCAACUGAAUACCGUUCAACAAAAAAAUUCGUGUUUAAAAUGCCUUCGAUGUCAUAUAGGAUGGUCAAGCUUGACAAACUUUUUGAUAAUUUUGCAAUCAAUUGCUCGAACGGAAAAAUGCGCAUCGAAUCAGCUGACGCGGAGGCGUGGUUUGAGAAACCAGUUUCGAAUAUUAUUGGGCACAUACAAAGCCUUUUACAACAGGACAAAAUGAACGAUAUUAACACACUACUCCUCGUUGGAGGAUUUGGAGAGUCCAAAUAUGUUCAAGCUAGAUUCCAGGAAGAACUGGCUGGUAAGUGUUUGAUUGUUCCGAAGGAACCAGGCUUGGCUGUUCUUAAAGGAGCCGUUCUGAUUGGGCAUAACCCUGGAAAGGUCACUUCUCGCGUUAUGGUGUAUUCGUAUGGCUUAAGGGCAUACAAAAACUUUGUUGAAAAUAAAGACCCGAUAGAAAAAAAAGUUUUGGUAAAUGAUGUCUGGAAAGUGGACGAUGUAUUCAACGUAUAUAUCAAAGCCAAUGAAGAGGUUACAGUUGAUAAAGAGAUAUCUCAUUAUCAUACUCCAGCGACAAACAUUUCUACGAUUGAUGUAUACAGGACCUUGUCAGAGAAGCCCGAGUACACGACUGAUCCAGGAUGUGAACAUCUUUGUUCAUUGGAAUUAAAGAACACUGACAAUUUAGCGUUUAAAGAUCAAAAAAUUAAGGUGACUUUUAUGUUUGGUAAUACAGAACUACUUGUGAAAGUGUAUCACACCGUCACUGGGAAGGAAGAAAUGCAGAUUUUAGACUGUCUUCAGUGAAUGCAUUCCAAUAGUAACUACAUUUACACGAUUUGAGGAACUUCUUCAAUUAUUAAAUAUUAGGAAGUAUUUAUAACACAAAUACUUAUGAUAUUCGAAAUUCUCAAGAUAGAUUUAUUAUGACUAAACGCAAGUGUUUGUUUCCUGUGUUGUGUGGGUUUGUAUACAGGUCAACCUCACACUGAGAUGAGCAUUUAUGUUUUAUUUGUGCAUGGGCGAAUAUCAUACAGUACUAUCGUCAUUGUAUUCACUUCGAUUGCUAUAAUAUUUCCAGAUACUUUGUAUUGCAUAGAAUACUAUAAUCAUACAAAUAAUUUGUUCUGGUAAAAUAUUGUCUCCGCUUUAUGUCAAUGAAGCUAUGUUAAUAUGUACCUGCAAUAUAUAUUUAUGUAUAUUCAUGUUUCAUAUUGACUAAUGUACCCUACAUGCAUUAUUAAACAGACUUCAAUGUAUUCAUUUUAAUCGCCGUAUUCUUCUUAGUUGUACCUGUGAUUUGUUUUUUUAUAAGCAUGUACAAAACGCAACUAGCCUUUUGUGAUCAAUAAUUUGAAAACAAACAUUAUAUGUUAAUUUCUCACCAUCUUAUAUGCUAUGGAAAUUAAAAUGGUAUGUUAUCAAAUGUUCAUAUUAACGUCAGGAAAUUAUAAUUGCUUGGAUGUAGAUGUCGACCUUGCGUUUAACUAAGCUACAAUUGUUCGGAGAUUUAUUUGUUUUACAAAAAAUGGUGUUUAUUUGCUAGCACAAAAUAUUAAAUCAAACUAAAAAAGCUUACGAGCAGUACACAGUAUAAAGUAAGGCAUAUUGCACCGUGUGUUAACUUGCGACCCAGUGAAACAUAAGUUUAAUUUGCAUAUCAUUUUGGAUUUGAUUUAAUAAAUAACGUGUGUGUGUUUGGCAUAUGUUUAGCUCAACGCAAACAAUUAUUAUGUAAUGCAUUGAUUAUUUAAGAGGCUAACAAUACUUAAUCACAUCAAGGACACCUUAAUAAUUCUGGCAUUGUUAUAAUUGAAUGUUUAAGUUGAUAUAAAAUGGUAAUUGCAUGUAAAUGUUAGGAAAACAUCUAUAGAUUUCAACUUACAUGUAUGUUUUGUAAUUAUUACUGAUUGUUUUGAUGCACGAUUGUUUGCUGAACAAGACACCAAGUUGUCCAAGUAAUAAACGAAUUGGAGUUCAA
Molecule: messenger RNA, 3287 nt
Organism: Dreissena polymorpha
Lineage: Eukaryota; Metazoa; Mollusca; Bivalvia; Myida; Dreissenidae
Product: heat shock 70 kDa protein 12B-like
Exons: 7
Coding region: 428-2113 (561 amino acids)
Molecular function (GO): ATP-dependent protein folding chaperone; ATP binding
Source: RefSeq, a predicted model, not a curated record